CAUAGGAAAACCGCGCGGCGUGCGUUUAGCUGUUUAGCUGUCCUGACAGACUGAUGUGGCUCACCAGACAUUAGUCUCAGUUACAGACAGAGGCGGAAUAAACUAAUAAAACAGGUCGUCUGGAGAAGCAACAGCCUCAGUCCUUCACAAUGAGCGAGGACACGGACUCUCCUCCCGAGAGGGAGAUGAAGGAUUUUCAGUUUCGUCAGAUGAAGAAAGCGAGAGUCUUUGACCCUGCUGAAGAUCUGUCAAAAGAAAGAACUAAUCUGCUCACCAUCUCAAAUAAAUUUGGUUUAACUUUUGUCGGGCUCGACAGAACAUUCAAAGUUUACCUAACUCAAGACAUUCUGUCUGUUGAUAGUUUUGACGGCAACGCCAACGAAAUAGUCGACGGGAUAGGUCCAUUGGCGGAGGUGACUGGGGAACUGUCUCUGCACCACUUGGCUCUCAGUUGUGAUGAACUUACUCUGUCAGUAUGUGGCAUGUCUGAAGAGGCGGGUCUGUCCCUCACUUUCUAUGAUGUCCGCACCUUCAUGAACAAGGCAAGACAACAGAAGCUACCUUUUGCAUCAUUGCUGCCAGCAGUACCACCUCGCACUUCAGUGCAAGACCUGAAGUGGAAUCCUGUCCAGGCAUCCAUGUUGGCCGCCUGUCUGUCUGACGGCCGUAUGAUGAUUUUGGAUGUUACUGACGGUGUCAGAGUGCAGGCUGAGCUGCCUGCUUUAUGUGGCAUCACAUGCAUUUGCUGGAGUCCAAAAGGAAAACAAGUCGCUGCAGGAACAAUGAAUUCCACAGUCAGUCAGUAUACACCAGUACUAGAAGAAAAGAAAGUUAUCCCAUGUCCAAACUUCUACACCUCUGACGAACCCGUCAAAGUUCUGGAUGUGCUGUGGCUGAGAACCUUUGUGUUUGCAGUGGUAUACGCUGCUGCAGAUGGAUCCCUUGAGACCCCUCCUGAGCUAGUGUUAAUCUCCCUCCCUAAGAAAGAUGAGAAGGUGGAGACAAAGUAUAUGAACUUUAGUGAGACGGUGUACGGCAGCUGCACUGAGCGACAACAUCACUACUUUCUUAGCCACGUAGAGGACUGGGACCUUGUGUUUGCGGCAUCGGCGGCUUCCAUUGAAGUCAGCGUCAUAGCCGCCAGACAAGAGGACAAGAACUGGGAGCUUUGGAUCCUGGAAGAUGCGAGUAGGGCUGAGCUCCCAGUGACGGAGACAAAUGAAGACACUCUGCCCCUGGGCUUAGCCAUAGACUACACCAGCCAGCAGGAGAUCCACAUCAGUGAUGAGAAGACCUUGCCCCCAGCGCCCAUUCUGCUGAUGCUCUCCACGGAGGGAUUACUCUGCCCGUUCGCUCUGCUCAACCUCAAUCCCGGGGUUAAGCAACUGGUCUCAGCCCCCGCCGUCCUCGCCUUGGACGGGGAGAGACUGCCCAAGCCAGGUUCUUUGGCAGCCCAACCUCCCAAAAUGGCUGCCUCCUUCCCAUCUGCCCCAGCAACAUUCCCAAACCUCGGUCUUACUUUAGCAGCUGCUUCCACUCCUCCAGCUCCUGCUGCAUCUUCCUCCGCUGCCCCAUUCAGCAUGGUUCCCACAGUUCCAGUGUCGUCGGCAUCAUCAUCGGGCUUCGUCUUCUCGGUCCCGACUACAUGCGCCCCUUCUGCUGCUCCAGCCUUCUCCUUGGGGGCAACCACACCUUUUGGCUCAGGAUCCUCAGGCUUCUCCUUUGCCUCCAAACCUCCCUCUGACACUCCCUCAGCGACCUCAGCGUUUUCCUUCACCCCUUCCAUCAAAGCACCAGCAAUGGCAGCUCCAGUUCCAGCUCCAACACCCCAGAGUAUUGCUGCCGCCUCCCCACCAACAGUGAAACUUAAUCUAAAUGAGAGGUUUUCAGCACUGGAGACCCCAGCACCAUCCCCACACAUCCCCACGUCUUUCUCCUUUAAUUCCUCGUUGCCCAAAACAGUUGCCUCCAAUUCCAGUAUUAUGACCGCCCCUCCAAUCUCAGCCACUAAGCCACCAGCUGUAUUGGCCCCGGUGCGUCCAGUUCAAACCAGCACCCCACCCACGGUCGUCCAGAAACCUGCUCCUGCUGCCCAGGGCCGUGUCCAAACUCCACAGGCAGCUGUUAGUGUGAAGGCCUUGGAGAAGCAGCUCCAGCAAAAGAGAGACUCUGAUCCCAUUAUGGCCGGUAUAUUGGAGGAGAUUGCACACUUCCAGAAGGAGUUAGAUGACCUUAAGGCACGAAGCGCCAGAGCUGACUUCAAGGUUGGCACCAAUGAGGAGAUGAAGGAGUUGAGGAAGGAGUCAGAGGACCUCCAUAUUUUCACCCUGGAGAUCAAGGAAACUACAGAGUCUCUCCAUGGGGACAUUGGUACAUUGAAGACCACCUUGCUGGAGGGCUUUGCCGGAGCAGAAGAAGCCAAGGCCCAGAGUGAGCUGAGCAGAGACAGAAAUUACAGACAGCUGCUGUACAAAAAACCUCUGGACCCCCGCAGCGAGGAACAGCUCAAGGAGAUCCGCAGGCUGUACCAGUAUGUGAUGUUCGCUGUGGAAGAUGUUAACGACGUGUUGGAUGUGGAAUGGGAGAAACACCUGGAGAAGAAGAAAAAGCAGAAACAUAUGGUCGUGCCAGGGCGUGAGGGUCUGUUCACUACACUGGCCAACAACCUGUACAUUAUCAACCAGCAAAAGAACAGAUUGGACCAGCUGAUUAAGCAACUCACCUCACUGCGCCUCUACAACAAGACUACUGCUCCAACUAUAAACCGCAGUGCUGCUACAGCAACAGCUGCUGGUUUGGAAAGCGAGCUUGAGAGUUUAAGGGAUGCACUCCUGAAAGCCAGGCUGGACAGCAUCCCUCCUCAGACCAAAUCCAAAUCUCCAGCAGUCAAGAUAUCACCAGUGAAACAGUCCCAGCUGCGUAACUUCCUCUCAAAGGGGCAGAUGCCUCCUGUCCGCUCAACUGCACCAGCCAACCUGUCUCGCUCAGCCUUCCUUUCACCUAAAUACUACGAGGAUUUGGAUGAUGUGAGCUCUACGUCCUCCCUGUCCCAGUCCCUGGAGCCUCACCCAGCUGACUUGGAGCUGGAGGAGGAGGAACUACAGCCAGAACUCCUUCCCCUCACUGUCCUUCCUCCAGCAUUGUCAACCCCCCGCCACCCCACAGUCGUGAGGACCCCCUCUAUCCUGCCAGGCUUUGGGGCUAUCCAGUCCACCCCUUUAACAAAACUUCACUCAGUACCGGGUAUGGUCUUUGGACUCAGCCCUAUUGCCAGCCCCAUUCCAACUAAUAAGAUCAACCUCAGCGGGGCUGACAGCACUGCUCUUGCCACCAAGACAGUAAAACAUGGAGCCCCACCAAGCGAGAGGACCAUCCCUGUCACCCCAAACCCUGGCCAGGCUGCAGCCAAUGCUGCUCUACGCAGGCAGAUGGCCAAUCAGAAGCCGGCUGUCGUCAAUACUUCCUUGACAGAGUCCACUUUGAAGACAGUUCCUCAGGUAGUCAAUGUCCAGGAGCUCAAGGACAAAGGGCCUCCUCUGCCGGUUUCCAGUACCAUCAGCUCAUCAGUACCAGAUCCAACAGCUGCGGUCUUUGCAGCAGUUUCUUCCAACCAGGCCAAACGAAAUCCUUCCCAAGGUAUCCAGAAGCUGUCCGCUGAAAGUACAACCGCCCCACAGUCGAGCUUCGUGUUUGGUCAACCGCCCAAAACCGACGUUUCAGCGACUCCUGCUAUCUCAGCAGAGCAAAGCUCCAGCAAAGGUUUCUCCUUCACAUCAGGGUCCGCAGCCUUCAGUUUCGCCUCUGUUGCACAGGGAGCUGGAAUGUCACAAGCGAAGGAUGUAAAUAAAUUCUCCUUUGUUGGAAACGGCAAAAUGAUGUUUGGCCAGCCUGGAGAGGAGCCGUUCUCCCUCACCCCAAACUCCACCUCCCCUGCUCUCGGCACUGCAUCUCCCACCCUGCCUCCAAACAUCUCAGGAGACAAACCCGCCUCUACCACAACUGCCCCCAGGACAGGGCAACAGCCCCUAAAGAUAGUUGGAGGAGAGACUCUGGGCAGUUUCUCUGGACUACGUGUGGGCCACGGAGAAGAAGCUAAAGAUUCAGCCACCAAACCCGCCGCUGGCUCAUUUACCUUCGGGGAAACUGGAAUUGGUAUAGGCAAGGGAGCAGCACAGUUUGGCUUUGCUGCAGGUCUCCAAAAGUCUACAGAAGAUUCUACAGGAGCAGACUUGUCCAAGGGGGCAGUGUCAGGCAGUUUGUUCAAGCCUCCUGAACCAAACGCCAAGCAGGCCUUCUCUGUUCCCCAGUCUAGCUCAGCUGCCUCAGCUUCACCCACGUCUUUCGGUAGUCUUCUCACAGCUUCUUCAGACCCCUCAGAGGAACCAAAAGUUUCCCCACAACCCUCAGAACCCACACCGCCCCCUGAAAAAGAACCUGCUACUGCAGCAGCUGUAGAGAGCGCUAGUCCCGUUGCAGUACCUGAGCCCGCAGCGGACGCAGUUGUCACGGAAACCACAGCAGCCGCAGUUCCAGCACCAACACCCGCACCUCCUUAUCCCACAACCGCCCCUACCCCAGACCCUCCCUCCUACUUCACUGCAGUAACUGAAGCAACCCCUCCAACACCAGCCACUGCGGCUCCCACAAUAGAAGCCACCCCAGACAGCACCACCACCACCACCACUGCUCAUGUGCCCACUGCUGUAGCACCCGUCUCCCAGGUAGCUCCAACAGCGUUUCAGGUGCCCAGCUCUGACAAACCAGGCUCCAUUUUUACUCAACCUGCACCUGCAAUAACAGACAGCAGUUCCCUUGGACUUACACCAGUUAUCAGCACAGUUGCUGCUGCAGCCACCACUCCCACCCCUACAGUUGUUAACAGUACAACAACCACUGCUGCUAGCACUGUGUUUGGGCAACCUGCUGCACCUCCAGCAGCCCCAGCAGCCCCAGCAGCCCCAGCAGCCCCAGCAGCCCCAGCAGCCCCAGCAGCCCCCUCAGUCCCAGCAGCCACAGGAUUUGGCUCAACUGCUUUUGGUGCAUCGACUGGAACUGUUUUUGGCAAUUCUGUGUUUGGCCAGGCGACUGGCUUUGGCCAGCCGGCCAGCAACACCGAAACAUCCGGUGGCUUUUCUUUCGGCCAAUCAGCAUUUGGAGCAAGUUCUAACAGCGCGACUACUGGAGGAAGUCUGUUUGGUGCCGCUACUGCUACCAACGCCAGUUCCUUCUCCUUUGGCACAAGCGGUGCCAUCACAGCCAGCAGCACUGGCACAGGGCUGUUUGGACAAACCACAGCACCAGCAUUUGGCCAGAGCACUGGGUUUGGGCAAGGAUCUGUGUUUGGAAGUAAUACCACCACAUCCUCAUCUACAGGGUUCAGCUUUGGACAGCCCUCAGGUGAGUCUUUUGGCUGCUCUACUGCCCCCCCUGUGUUUGGCCAACAAGCUGGCAGUGGAAGUGUAUUUGGACAGCAGCAGCAGCCCUCAUCUGGUGGGACUCUGUUUGGCUCAAAUCCAGCCAACCCAGCGGGCUCACCUGCUGGAGGGUUCUUCUCUGGCCUUGGAGGUAAACCGAGCGAAGACGCUGCCAACAAGAACCCAUUCGGCGCCGGCGGCGCCCCCGGAGGGUUUGGGCAGCCUGGUCAGACAGGUGCCAACAGUCUGUUUGGGGAUAGCGGUGCCAAGACCUUUGGUUUUGGACCGUCCUCCUUUGGUGAGCAGAAACCUUCAGGGACCUUCAGCACUGGUGCAGGGAGUGUCGCAGCCCAGGGAUUUGGCUCCUACUCUAGCCCGACAAAAUCAGGUGGUUUUGGCAGCGCUCCAGUGUUCGGGAGUCCCCCUUCCUUUGGUAGUUCCCAAGCAUUUGGUACUGGAGCAACAUUCGGCUCAAGCCCUUCCUUCCCCAACAACAUGGUUCCCUCCGCUGGUAAAGUGUUUGGAGAGGGAACAGCGGCUUCCAGCAUGGGAGGAUUUGGGUUUGCCUCACCUCCCAGCGGCCCGUCCUUUGGCGCUCUAGCCAAUCAGCAGAGCGCUCCGUCAUUCGGGGGCCUGGCCCAGCAGGGCCCUGGGUUUGGAAGUCAGCAGCCCAGCAGUUUCUCAGGCUUUGGACAACAGCAACAACAACAACAGCAACAACAACAACAGCAACAACAGCAACAACAACAACAGCAACAACAGCAACAGGCGGGAGGAUUUUCUGGAAACACCUUUGGUUCUACAAACCAAUCAAGUCCUCAAACAUUUGCCAGUUGGAGAAGCUAGUUUUAUUAAAGCUCCACGUCACUGCUACAGUACUUUCUGCAAUCAAGCUCUUUGUGCCACAUUCAGUAAUGCGGGGAAGGGAAAAGGGACGGAGAUUGUGUUGCAUUUGGGUUAAAUAAAAUGGAAGAAGAUAUACAUGCAUUUUCUUUUCUAGAAAAAAACUUUUUUAAGCAGCUUUCAGAGUGCAAUUCAUUCUCUACAUAUAUACAUAUAUAUGCAUUUUGGUCAUUUAUGCCUGAGAGUGUUUUCUUAGGACACAGAAAAAUCUAUUAUUGACAUCCAUACAAGCAGAUGUGUUGUUGAAAAUCAUACAAAAGUCAAUAAUCUUUUUGUAAACAGGUCCAUGACCACCUUCAGAAAAUGUAGUACAUAGUUCCACAUUGAUGCAGUUUACAGACUUCAUACUCUAUGGUGAUUGUAGCUUCUGUGUUCAUUUUGUGUUCCAGCAUUUGUGAGUUUUUGUUUCUGCACUUUUUGAACAUAAAAAUGCACAAAAACUUCCAAACUUCUGAACUCUUCACUCUUUCAUUGAAUUAUGUGAAAUGGUGUUCUCUGCAUGGCGAUACAAAUUAAAUAAUUUCAGUCCAGGUGUAUCUGUCAGUACAGUCGUAAAUAAAUGUAAAAUGUACUCCCAUGUAGAAUUUACCAAAAUUAAACAAACCCAACGUUUUGAACUGAGGUAAAUAAAAAAAGUUAUAUUUUCCUUUUUGCAGUAAAUUGCUGCUUGAUGUAUAUUUUUACAUGAAAAAGUGGAAAUAAAUGAAAUUUCUCAAAUUA
Molecule: messenger RNA, 7037 nt
Organism: Sebastes umbrosus (honeycomb rockfish)
Lineage: Eukaryota; Metazoa; Chordata; Actinopteri; Perciformes; Sebastidae
Gene: nup214
Product: nucleoporin 214
Exons: 36
Coding region: 150-6260 (2036 amino acids)
Biological process (GO): protein import into nucleus; RNA export from nucleus
Cellular component (GO): nuclear pore
Molecular function (GO): protein binding; structural constituent of nuclear pore
Source: RefSeq, a predicted model, not a curated record